Molecule: messenger RNA, 1303 nt
Organism: Helicoverpa zea (corn earworm)
Lineage: Eukaryota; Metazoa; Arthropoda; Insecta; Lepidoptera; Noctuidae
Product: decapping and exoribonuclease protein-like
Exons: 4
Coding region: 134-1258 (374 amino acids)
Biological process (GO): nuclear-transcribed mRNA catabolic process; NAD-cap decapping
Cellular component (GO): nucleus; cytosol
Molecular function (GO): mRNA 5'-diphosphatase activity
Source: RefSeq, a predicted model, not a curated record
GCAGCUGAUCGUUGUUAUUCAAUUGUUAUUGAUUGUUAUGUUGUUAUUAUUUUUCUAAUACGCAUUGCGUUAAAGUUUAUUUUUUUCGAUGUAUUUUACUGUAGUGAACCAUUGAAUAUAGUUAACACGUAAGAUGGAUGUAAAUCACUUAUCUCAGAGUAAUCUACGCGUGGGAUAUCCCUAUAUAAUCGGAUAUAUGAGCGUAGAUGUGCGACGCGAGUUUCACCAUGACCUAUCUCAAUUAAAAUAUUUAACAACAAUACCAAAAAGAAGAAUACAAUAUAAUUUAAAUCAUAAUAUCGAAAAGGCUGUAAAACGUACAACUGACGGCAGCAAUGAAAAGAUAUCACUAAUGUUAAGGUUUCUCCUAAACCAAAGAUACCGCUUAGAUUUUUUGAACAAUCCAACUGGAACAACAUUUAUUACAUACCGUAGAACUUUAAUUAGUGUAAUGACCAGUAUAUAUAGUCGUGAACCAGUAAGCAUUAUUGCAAGCCUACUCAACAAUUGCAUUUACUUAUGUUCUGUAGAGAGCACAGAAUCAUUGAAAAAUUCAAAUACUUCAUGUGAUCAGAAUGCCAAGUUUUGUGCCUGGGGUUAUAAAUUUGAACAAUAUAUGCUAUCAGAUUUGCCAGUAAAAGUACCUAACAUAGAGAAACCUGUUAUUGAAAAUGAGGAAUUUUCAAUUUACUUCAGCUCUCAAUUGGGAAAGCACAGGUUGUUUUAUGGAGCCCAAAUUGAUGGAAUGUUAGCUAAACAAAAUGCAUCAGGACCUCCAAAGACAAGUGAUGUUGAUGCAAAUUUGACAUAUUUGAGGAAUGCUGAUUUUGUUGAGUUGAAAACGAAUAGAGAGAUACACAACCCAAGACAAGAAAAAAACUUUAAAAAAUACAAAAUGCUGCGAUGCUGGUGUCAAUGCUACCUGGCUGGUCUGAAGGGAUUACUUGUGGGAUACAGAAAUGACGAGGGCAUUAUUCAUAGAGUGCAGUGGUUCGACACUGAGGAUAUUGUGCGAUACUGUCGGGACGAAUGGAAACCACAAGUAGCCAUUGACAAUUUAGUUCACUUUCUGUCUUAUGUAGAGAACUGUUUCAAGUCUUUGAAAACAACUUCUAAAGACGAUUUCGCGUCCAAAGAACCGCUAACGUUAAAGUUCGAUAUCGAUGCUCAGCAGAAAAUCACCGUAAGCAAGGAUAUCUACGAAGAACAUGUGAUACUACCAAGUUGGUAUGUUAACAAUAUCCGCGCUCACUUAUAAAUUGUAUUUUUUAAUAUGCCUUUGCAAUAUAUUACAGACAAAUUA